This is a messenger RNA of Myiozetetes cayanensis, 1709 nucleotides long. RefSeq names its product chromosome unknown C19orf12 homolog (gene CUNH19orf12). Bases 452 to 877 code for a protein of 141 amino acids. The transcript has 4 exons. The record is from RefSeq and is a predicted model, not a curated record. Lineage: Eukaryota; Metazoa; Chordata; Aves; Passeriformes; Tyrannidae.
GGAAGGGCCGCGGCGGACGGAGCUGAGCCCGAGCGGGCCCCGCUGUGCCCGCUCCGCUCCCCGGGCAGUCCCGGCCCGGCCCGCGGGGUUCGCGUGUGCGGCCCCGGGGAGGGCCCGGAGACGCCGCCGGGGGCUGCGGGGCCGCGGGAGCCGCUCCAGCCCCUGGGGCCGUCCCUGGAGCCGGGGGCAUCCUUUGGAUACAGGGAUUACACCCUUAGAGACGUUCAGGCCCCAGCGAACCCCCCUUUGCCUCAGGGAACCAUCAGGGCCGGGAGGCGCCCAGCCCAGCCCGCCGGCCGCGGCAGGGCCGCCCGGAGCCGGUGACCAGGAACGCGCCCAGUGUAUGAUUAAAAAAGUACUGCUCACUGAAAAUUGCCUGAUUGAGCACCUUGAUUCUUCAUUGGAACCCGAAAUUUUCCAAGAAAUUCUUACUGGAUCUUAACUCGCCAAGAUGCCCAUCCCUGUUGAUGAUGUGAUGCAGCUGCUCUGCCACGUGUCUGAGGCGAGGGGGAUGAAAGCUGCUGUCAAGCACUCCGGUCGGGGAGCACUCUUGGCAGGUGCCACAGCCUUUCUUGGGGGUCUGAUGGGAGGUCCCCCUGGAAUCGCUGUAGGUGGAGCAUUUGGUGGAUUGCUUGGUGCCUGGAUGACUUCUGGACAGUUCAAGCCAGUCCCUCAGAUUUUAUUGGAAUUGCCUCCUACUGAGCAGCAGAAACUCUAUGAUGAAGCUGUUGAUGUUAUCAGGCACUUAGACUGGACUGAUGUCGUUCAGCUGACUGCUCUGGUCAUGGGCAAUGCUAGUCUGCAGCAGAAGCUCACAGCAGUGCUGGUCAACUACCUCUCCAAAGAGCUGAGGGCACAGAUAGAGUACGGAGAAUGAACCUCUGCAGAGCACGCCUUUCACACUGUAAUGGAUUUUACUGACAGUUGUGAUUCUGCAACAUAGCAAUUAUUAGUUACCUAAUUAUAAAUAUAGGCAGAUCUGAGUAUUGUUUGGGUGUUGGGUUUUGGUGUUUGGGAUUUUUUUUUAUUAUUUUUGUUUUGUGUGGAUUUUUAAGGAUAGUGUUAGAUUAAAGCAUUAACCUGACACUGACUUGCUAUGUAAUUUUAAAUUACUGUGCCCUAGGACUAAUUCAAAUAGCUGAAGGGAAUUAUGUUUCCCUUAUGUUGAUCUAUCACUAGUCAAAAUUUUUAAAGUCAUUGUGUUUUAUUUAGGAGAUUUAUUUCUGUUUGUGUAAGUGCUUUAAUUUUUUUCUGUAAAUGACAAUAAGGUGCCAAAGUAGCUAGGGCACUUUGAAAGAUUUUACGUACUGUCUGUUUCAGUCCUGCCAAGGGAAAUUAUAAGACAUGAUGUUCUUCUACUGUGAACUUAAAGUACUCAAUCCUUACUUUGUUGUUUGUCACAUUUUUAUUGUAAUUCUUGAGUUAUUUAUUUCAUUAUGUAAGAAGUGAAGCAAAUGCCUAAACAACAUUUCAAGCAACAAGAAAACAAACUAUGAACAAUUUCAGUUCAAUUUUCAGUUUCAUUUUCACCAAGUUUCUGGUGCCCUAUAAUGGGAAGGCAUGGCAAGAAUAUUCUUUUUAAAAACUGGGGAGCUGAAUCUGCUGCCUUUAUAUUGGCCCCAGCGUCAGGGUUGUUAUUUCAGCAUUGGUUUCUUGACUGAAUCUGAACAGCUGGUCCUCUGUUUUCAUUAAAGUAUUCAUAAGAAGCA